AUGAAUCUUUAUCGUCAAGAACAACCUGGCACACCAUUAUUUUUUGAAAGUUUAGAUGAUGGUAUUAUGUCCUUUGGUUAUGAGGACUAUGACUACGACUAUGACUAUGAUGAGUACGAGGCGGAAGAGACAUUAGCUUUGCAAGAUGAAUCAGAGGAAGAGGAAGAGGAAGAAUCUAAAGAAAAAUUGGCCAUCGUAUCAUCCCUAAUUAAUAAAGGUGAUAAUAAUGCUAACAAACCUUUAACAGCAAUCACAAAAGUUGCGACAAUUACAACUGAUACAGCAACCACGAUUACUACAACAAAUGAAGCAACGUCAUCCAACUGCUCCAUAUGUUUACAUCAAUAUCAAGAUCAAAGUUAUUUGAACUAUUGUUAUCAUACAUUUUGUUAUUCAUGUAUUUCUCAAUGGAUAAAAACAAUCGCAAAAAAAACCAAAAAACCCUAUUGUCCUUUGUGUAAGAACAAGAUAAAAUAUAUAAUUCAUAAUAUUGACGAAGCUAAAGGAUCAUUUUUAAAAUAUUACUUGGAAAAUGACUAUGGUGAAAGAUAUGGCCAUGGCAAUAAUGUUAAUAACAACGGUGGUGAAUUUAAGAUUACUGAAAAAGAUAAAAUGAUGAUAACAAAGAAAAGAAAGAAAUGGAUUCGAGAAAUUUCAAGCAAUAAUAACAACUUGUCAUCAAAUAAUAAUAAACAUCAAAGGCUUGAAGUGUACUUGAAGGAUCUAUCACCAAAUAAUUUAGAAAUAUUAAAAUCAAAAAAAUCAAAAAAGUCAAGAAUAAAUGAAACAGAUUUAAAAAGAAUAAAACCAUUUAUUACUCGCGAUUUAAAAGUGAUAUUAUCAGACAUGUACGAUGAAAUUAUCGAAGAACACGUUCAAUCAAUAUUAACAAUGUAUUAUUUUAAUGGGAGUAAAACUGAAAAAGAAGUGAUUGAUUUGUUGAAACCGUGGUUGAAAGGAGAAAAAAUCACCCAAAAAUUUCUGAGCGAACUAAACGAAUUUUUGAAUAGUGAUUGGAAUAUUGAAAAAUGGGAUGAAUUAAUUGAAUACGAUUAA
Messenger RNA from Entrophospora sp. SA101, 1056 nucleotides. Lineage: Eukaryota; Fungi; Glomeromycota; Glomeromycetes; Entrophosporales; Entrophosporaceae. The record is from the annotation of a GenBank genome assembly.